Messenger RNA from Austrofundulus limnaeus, 4149 nucleotides. RefSeq names its product homeobox A2b (gene hoxa2b). Lineage: Eukaryota; Metazoa; Chordata; Actinopteri; Cyprinodontiformes; Rivulidae. The record is from RefSeq and is a predicted model, not a curated record. The coding region runs from base 2728 to 3849 and encodes 373 amino acids. Gene Ontology annotation, biological process: regulation of transcription by RNA polymerase II. The transcript has 2 exons. Gene Ontology annotation, molecular function: RNA polymerase II cis-regulatory region sequence-specific DNA binding; DNA-binding transcription factor activity, RNA polymerase II-specific. Gene Ontology annotation, cellular component: nucleus.
AAAAUCAAACAUUAAAUAAAGACUAUUUAUUUUUCUAUUACUCCCUUUGAUUCAACGCGAGAGAAAAAAAAAGACACUCAAGGGUGGCCCUCUUCUCCCGUCUCUCCUGCGUGRGUACAUCCAUAAUAAUAAAAAUGUCAGCCGGGCCCUUGUGGAGGUCCUGCAACGAGACAACAAGCUAAAUGAGAAAUCAUUUAAAAUAUAAUGCACUGCUACGUUUUCAGUCAGUCAAAGCCGCUCAGAGAGGAGCACAAACUGGGAUCAUAAAGGAGCUUAUUUCUUUAAAUGUUCGGCACAUUUGCUGCGUAAAGGCAGCUCAGUUCAUUAUUUUGGUGCUUAAAGAGGGGGAAAAGUCGACAAAAAACUGAUCGUUUUUGCUCAUUCAAAAAUAUUGCGCACAAUAUUUUCUAUUAUUUUUGUUUAUUAUUAACAAAAAGCAAACAUGAAUCUGCAAAAUUGCGCACAUGCAACAUUUUUUUCCUAAAAUGCACGUUCGCAACAAUUUUUGCCCACUUUCAUUUAUGAAUUCUAUUUUUUUCUUCUUCUUUUAUGUUGGACUCAUUUCCAAACCCCAAACUGAUUGAUAUCCGUGGGCACGAACAUUGCUGGCCCUGACAUAUGGUUAGUAGGAGAACCUAGAACAAUUGGAGCAUGGUGUAUCACUGAAAAAAAAAAAGCUGAUGAAUUUAGUAUUUCUGCAUCCACAUGCAGACGCGAGCGCAGCAGCAUUUUUACCUGAACAAAAAGCACACAAAUGGGKGGUUUAAGGAAUACAUUUUUAAAAAUAUAUUUAUAUAUAUUUUUUAUCCGCGGGAGGAUCGGUCGUAAAUCAGUUGUAGUAUAAAGAUAAGUGUGUAGGACGUGCUGAGGUCCUCUAAAUGCCGCCACCCACUCCUCUUGUGGCACACAAAGCCUUGUGCGUAAUUCCAAAAUAGCCACCGUCUCUUCCCUUAGCAACUCCUCUGUCCAGCUCACCACCUCUGCUAAAAACGAAAAAAAUAAAAAUAAACAAAUAAAAGUGGAUAUUAAAGAAUCCAAAGAUAGGAAAACCAGGUGGGGAAGCCAGCUUCAACCCCCCCACCCAUACUCACUGCUGUCCUCAGACAGGAAACGGUCGCAUCUUGUGUGGCUGGAUUCUCUCUGUUUUUUUUUUUUUUCAUUCUUUCUUCUAAAACAUCCCUCCAGCGACAAAAACCCGAGCAGAAAUGCGAGCAGAAAACUGGUUCUAAUCUGAGUGGCCAGUGUUUCUCGGCGCUUCCUGGCUGCAUUUGAUCCGGGGGAGAGUUAGAAGCCUUAAAUGUGUUGUGAGGGCACCGAGCUGUCAGACCUUUUGGCGAGUAAGAUUGAUCGCGCGCAGGCUUCCAGGACUCUUUGUUUGGUAUAUAAGCAAGAAAACUGAAAGAGGCCUUCCACUUCUUCUUCGACUUCUUUUCCUUGUGUUGCUCAAUAAACCACACACACAUAUAUGUAUUUUUUCCCUCACUGUGAAUGAAAUGUGGCUGCCUCUUUUGGAAAAAAACAACUUCUGAAUGUGGCUUUCAUAGAUUAUUCUGGGGGAUCAUCUCACCCUGAACUGUAUAAUAAAGCUACAAAUGGUCGAUUAGAGCUGAUAUUCACUGAAAAUCCAUGUGAUAAUAGAAACAUAGAAUUUUUUAUGUUUUUUUAAUGAAGUAAUGUCCUUUUUAUGACGUCUGGUUGAGGCAUGACGAAACAAAUAGGGAAAAAUACGUUAUUUAAAAGUGCAUUUUUUAAAAUAAAAAAUAGUGCCUCUUAAUUUAUCAAAAGAUUUYAUUAUUUGGAACUCUUGCAACAUUAUCAUAUCUUAUCUUAUCGUUAUCAUAUCAAUAAUUAAUUUAUGUAAUUAACAAAAAAGUGCCUUAAAUGUUCAACUAUAAGAUGAUUGUCUGUUUAGGUUUCUGCGCAGUAGUUAYAUAAGUUUAGCUGCUCAUGCUCCAAAUUUGUCAUGUCUGUCACUAUUUAGUGGGUUUUAUUGCUUCUCGGUCGCUCUUCUGUAUCAUUUAAAGCUCACGUGCUCUGCUGUCCACAUUCAGUGAGGAUUAGUUGGGUUUCCCCCCCACCUUAGAAGUCUUUGAGGUUUGCCUUUUCACCUCCAAAAGUCUGCCUAAAUAUGAAGAGCUACUGAAAUGUGUGAGUUUGUGUGUCGUUUUUGUGUGUUUGUGUGUGUGUGUGUAUGUGUGCUGGGGGGCGUUCUCGGCUGACAUCCUCAAACAAUACGAAAAAAGAGGAGUGCACGAAACCGCGCACCCUAAAGCUAGGCUCCUUCCUUGUGCCAGAGAGAGUCAGCCAUUCUUUUUAAAAAAAAAACACAGAGAUUUUGUAGCUUUAGUGGAGCUGGACUGCAGGAGCGCGAGGAGGAUAAACUGAGCGGACAAAGAUGUAAAUAAAAACAGUCGUGUCCCAGCUGAGGCGAGGCGAUCUUCAGCAGAGUUUUUGGAUCAAUCAGGCAGACAGUGGCUCCUUUUGAUUAAACCCCAAAUUGUCAUUGGGCAGAGGUAAUCAUGUGACAGGCAAUUCGGUCCAAUUUCAACCUUGUCUCCAUGAAUUCAAUAGUUUAAUGGUAGCUCGGUCCCCAUACGGCCGUAAUCAGUGGCAUAGAAACAAACAAGAAUCUUCUUUUUUAUGUUUUUUUUCUUUCUCGUCCUCACCGAGCCGCGACAUUUAUAAAAACACGCGCGCGAAACUUUCCUCGGCUCGCAGGGAGCGGAGAUGAAUUACGAAUUCGAGCGAGAGAGCGGUUUUAUCAAUAGUCAGCCGUCGCUUGCUGAGUGCCUGACAUCUUUCCCCCCUGUCGCUGAUUCAUUUCAAAGUUCAUCAAUCAAGAGCUCGACGCUUUCACGCCCGACACUGAUUCCUCCUCCCUUCGAGCAGACCAUCCCCAGCCUGAACCCGGGCAGCCAUCCGCGCCACGGCCGGCCCAGACACAGCCAGGAUGCGGGCUGCAGCCCGCUGCCCACCGCCUCCCUGCCCCCGGAGUACCCGUGGAUGCGGGAGAAGAAAGCCUCCAAAAGGAACCACCUGCCGACCUCCACCGCUACCACCGCCAUCUCCAACGGAGCUGUGUGCUUCUCCCCGAAAGGCUCGCCUGAGAUUGUGGAGAGCAGCGGCAACGGCGGCGGCGGCGGCGGAGGAGGAGGAGGAGGGGGCUCCCGCCGCCUGAGAACCGCGUACACCAACACGCAGCUGCUGGAGCUGGAGAAGGAGUUCCACUUCAACAAGUAUCUGUGCCGGCCGAGGCGCGUGGAGAUCGCGGCCCUGCUGGACCUGACCGAGCGGCAGGUGAAAGUCUGGUUCCAGAACCGGCGCAUGAAGCACAAGCGGCAGACCCAGAGCAAGGAGAACCACAACGGCGACGCCAAGGGCCUCGGCGCAGACGAGGGCAUGCACAGCGAGGAGGACGACGACGACGAGGGGCCCCUGCUGUACGAGCAGAGCGGGCCCCUGCUGGAGAGGGAUACCUGCUCCUUUCAGAACAACGCGCAGCAGCUCCACAAUGGAGAGCCGGCGAGCUUUGGGGCCGCCGCGCCGCUCAACAGCAAUGACAAAAAUCUGAAACAUUUCCCCAACCCGUCACCCACUGUUCCGGGCUGCAUGUCAACAAUGGGCCCUGGCUCGGCAUCUGGCCCGGACAAUGGGGACAGUCCYUCAGCUCUGGAUGUUUCUUUACACGACUUUCAGCCUUUCUCCUCGGAUUCCUGCCUGCAGCUCUCGGACACAGCCUCGCCGAGCUUGUCAGAGUCCCUGGACAGCCCCGUGGACAUUUCUGCGGACACUUUCUACUUUUUCUCGGAGUCUCUAACAACGAUCGACCUGCAGCAUCUGAACUAUUAAAUCAAAUCACCCUCUCUAUAUUUCUCUCCCCCCUCACUUCUCUUUUCUUUUAUGUGAAACCAGGCUCUGUUGUUUGUAAAAUUCGGCACAUUAUUCUGUUGAUUCGUGACGAUUAAUAACAAGGUAAGGCUGAGAUAAAAUCAAUGAAACAGCUAGUAAUAAUCAACUUGAYGACAUGGAGUGUGUGAGAAUAAUCCAACAGUAUUAGUUCUAUAAAAACCAGGUCAAUCUUUUUUUAUUUUUGUAUAGUUUCUUGAAUAUUUUUGUUAGAAUACAAAUAACUUGCUACAAUCUUUUAAA